AUGGCCGUUCCUCGCACCGCUCGCUGCUGUGCCGCCGUAGCACGGCGUUUCUUGAAGCCGUCCGUGGUGUCUCCCUCCAACGCCAUCUUAGCACUCACGCACUCCGCUCGAUUUGUGUGCACCCCUGAGGCAGAUAGACGCUGCACUUCAUCUGGUUUGCCGACUGGCGUGUGUGCCGAUACCUUCGAGGCGUGCCCCGUGUGCAGCAGCAGCAAAGGAAACUGCGCCAGCAGUAAUUCAAAGCGAAGCGGAGGGACUGCGACCGGGAUGGGUCGUCCUCAACGAGGCACCAAGGUACAUCUCUUCUCCAAGUCGGCGCAGCAACUUACCCCCGCGCAACUGACCCACUUCAGUCAUUUGGGAAGACUUCUCCAGCGGCUGUCUUGUCUUCGAUGGCCGUCAAGCAAUGCCGUGCAAAUGGCCAGCAAGGCUGCUGAAGCGUACCCCCUGCUGUCCCAAGAGGGGGAGGGUGCUUCACAGCCGCCUCAAACUUGGACCUCCACAGAGUGCGGGCACGCGCUUCACAACGAGCUGUUUGUCGCGAGUCGCGUGAUUGCCUCUCCCUACCACCACGCACUCCCUGCAGAGACGGACACCGUCGCUUGCUGUGAUGAGGCCUUCACAGGGGUCAACCAUGCGUUUCACAAGCGCGUCAAUCCUGCCGGGGCGACGCUACAGGGAAUACUGAAGGGUUGCGCGGAGCAGAAUGCACUCGGCGCUGCGGCUGCCAGCGGUUGUAUCUACGCCGACGUGGCAGACGUGUUUCUCCUGGCUGCUCGCUCCUCACCGAUGACUUCUUCUCGUCACGUACAAGAUUUGGGUAAAAGGAUCACUGCACCGGUACCAGCCAUAUGCAGCUCUUGUGCGACUGCCUGUCGCAAGGCAGGCCCACAUGCGGCACAGGCGGACGCGAUCUUUCCCUGUCCGGAGUGCUGGCGUCAUUUAUGCCAUGUGGCGCGUGCGCGCCUUCAACAAGAGCGACCGCCGCUGCGCUUGUUUGUCUACGCCGCCUCGCCGGCUGCCACAGUGCACCUCUUCUCCGUAGCUCAGCAGCGCAUGAAGACGAUGGAAGCGCCUAUGGAUGUCUGCAUUGUGUCAGGUUAA
Molecule: messenger RNA, 1104 nt
Organism: Leishmania braziliensis MHOM/BR/75/M2904
Lineage: Eukaryota; Euglenozoa; Kinetoplastea; Trypanosomatida; Trypanosomatidae
Exons: 1
Coding region: 1-1104 (367 amino acids)
Source: RefSeq, a predicted model, not a curated record